Molecule: messenger RNA, 1758 nt
Organism: Hyaloscypha bicolor E
Lineage: Eukaryota; Fungi; Ascomycota; Leotiomycetes; Helotiales; Hyaloscyphaceae
Product: splicing factor, CC1-like protein
Exons: 4
Coding region: 1-1758 (585 amino acids)
Biological process (GO): mRNA processing
Cellular component (GO): nucleus
Molecular function (GO): RNA binding
Source: RefSeq, a predicted model, not a curated record
AUGUCAUCACUUGACGUUGAAGCCCUCUUGGACUCGACUGCGAAUGCGACUCCAACCGAGCAGAACGGAUCAGCCAAGCCUAAGGAUGUAGAUGACCGACACAAAAAUGAGCGCAAUGACCGCCGCGAUCGAGAACGAAAUCGUGAUGCAAGCAGAGACCGCGAUCGGGAUCGAAAGCGUAGAGACCGCAGCAGGGACAAGGUGCGCAGAGAGAACGGGGAUAAAGAGUUGAUUGGAACGCCCACAAGCGAUCAUGGCAGCGCUCAUGGGAGUGUCAAGAGUAGGCGCAGAAGCAGAAGUCGAGAAGAUGACCGACGACACUCACGCCGCCACAGAGAUAGCCCUGACGAGGUCGGUCGCAGAGAUGGCGAUUUUUAUAGAGGAGGCGGCCGUACACGCUCACGCUCUAGGAGCCCGAACAGAUAUUACCGUCCCCGAGGCGAUCGCCGUGAUCGAGAUGAUCUAGAGGGAGCCAAGCCUCGAGAAGACCGACGCAACGGACGGCGAGCAAGUAAAAGCCCAAAGCGGGAAACUACACCACCUCUAACUGAAGAUGAACGUGAUCGUCGCACGGUCUUCGUUCAACAGCUUGCUGCUCGACUUCGGACUAAAGAACUCAUAGCAUUUUUUGAAAAAGUCGGCCCCGUUAAGGAAGCUCAAAUUGUGAAGGACCGAGUCAGCGGAAGGUCCAAAGGUGUUGGCUACGUUGAGUUCAAGAACGAAGAGUCGGUCCCUGCUGCUAUUCAACUCACUGGUCAAAAACUCCUAGGCAUUCCAAUCAUCGCCCAACUCACUGAGGCUGAGAAAAAUCGCCAAGUCCGCAACCCCGAAGCCGUGGGAAGUAAUCCAAACCAGAUUCCGUUCCAUCGACUCUAUGUGGGUAAUAUCCAUUUCAGCAUCACUGAAAGCGAUUUACAGAAUGUAUUUGAACCUUUUGGCGAGCUCGAGUUUGUUCAGCUGCAGAAGGAAGAGCAAGGUCGCAGCCGAGGAUAUGGCUUUGUCCAAUUUCGUGACCCUAACCAGGCUCGUGAAGCUUUAGAAAAGAUGAACGGGUUUGAUCUUGCUGGUCGCCCAAUUCGUGUUGGUCUUGGCAACGAUAAGUUUACUCCUGAGUCUACCGCCAGUCUUCUGCAGAGAUUCCAAGGGCAGAGCCACCAACAACAAUUCCAGGGUUCCGCAUUCUCCGGUGCUGGUGGACGUGGUCCUCAAGCAAGCAGCGGAAGCAAUUUCGAUCGCGGUGGUGGUCGGGACAACGACAAAGGUUCGGGCGGUGCCAGUGCUCUUGAUGAUACUGACGUCGGCGGCGUGAACUUCAACAACUAUAGUCGAGAUGCAUUGAUGAGGAAACUCGCCAGAACGGACGAACCGGCACCUGCUGCUAAGGGCCGUGAUGAGAGGCGUGAGAUCUUGAAGCCAAAGACCGAGACGAAACCUCUCCCUGUUAACGUCAACAUGGCCAGUAGAUGUGUAGUCCUGAAGAACAUGUUUGACCCUGCAGAGGAAGAAGGUGAAAAUUGGGAAAAGGAAUUGGAGGAUGAUGUCCGCGCAGAAGCGGAAGAGAAAUAUGGCCAUGUUGUUCACAUUGCUCUAGAUCCCAAUUCGCAGGGCGACAUCUAUUUGAAAUUCGACCGGGUCCAAGGAGGGGAGAACGCCAUCAAGGGUCUUAACGGCAGAUACUUUGGUGGUCGGAUGAUUAGUGCUACUCCUGUUGUGGAUGCCGUCUACAGCAGUUUGUUCUCACGCACAAAGGCUAUCUAA